Molecule: messenger RNA, 2173 nt
Organism: Hippocampus comes (tiger tail seahorse)
Lineage: Eukaryota; Metazoa; Chordata; Actinopteri; Syngnathiformes; Syngnathidae
Gene: hgfac
Product: HGF activator
Exons: 14
Coding region: 252-2057 (601 amino acids)
Biological process (GO): zymogen activation; blood coagulation
Cellular component (GO): extracellular region
Molecular function (GO): serine-type endopeptidase activity
Source: RefSeq, a predicted model, not a curated record
UGUGAGCGUUGAGGAAAGGCAGAAGGCGCAGGGCGUCCGUGGGGUAAGCACCGGGCGGAGGGCGGCGGCGGAAUAAGCCAGGACGUAGACGAACAAGCCCAAAUGACGCAAGGGCUUGACUCAACAUUGGACAGGAUAAUACUUGCAGGGAUACACGCGCGUAAAAGCUCAGAGAGACGCUCCAAACUUCCACACAUGACGUGAGGGCAGCUUUUGUUUUGUUUUUUUUGUUCCUUUCCCGCAGCGCAUCGAUGCAUACUUCCACCAUGACAUACGGGCUCUUACUUUUUCUUCCAUUUGUUCUCAGCACACGACGGCUUGCGCGUGAGACCGUUAUCUUCAAAGAGCCAUAUGCAAAGAGUCAAAAAGUUGUCACCACAUUUGGCAAAGAAUGUGCAUUUCCAUUUCGCCAGGGCGGAAGAAUUCAUCACCACUGCAUCACCGUCAUCGCCUCGAGACCGUGGUGCUCUCUUACGUCGAAUUUCGACCGGGACCGAAAGUGGGGCUUCUGUGCGCCAGAACGAAGACAUCCCAAUGUCUCUGUCCACACGUCGCGAAGGAUCACCGACCCGUGUCGAUUGAAGCCGUGUCAAAACGGCGGCAUCUGCACGCUCAUCCCCAAGAGCACCACAUUCGAGUGCUCCUGUCCUGAUGGCUUUUCCGGAAGACUUUGCGAGCGCAAACAGUGCUACGAAACUGUACACCUGCGGCAUUAUGACGCAGGAGAGUCUUGGGGCCGCAUUCAUCUCCGCAACGUGGAACAGUGCACGUGUCUCGGCGGCAAAAUCGAGUGUCAACGAGCCCGCUACACGCGGUGCCGCUCAAACCCGUGUCAGAAUGAUGGAACGUGCCGGUUGAUCACAGCCACCGGCAAGGAGGUGUGUAACUGCAGAUACGGCUACAGCGGACCGCACUGUAGCUUCAAGCCCGAAAGCGAGUGCUACAACAGCCGGGGCAUGAGCUACCGAGGCGUGGUGUCCACGACGGCGUCUGGCGCCCGUUGCCUGCCGUGGAACUCAGACCUGCUGUACAACGAGCUCCACGUGGGAACGGUGGCUGCGGCGGCCCUCAGGGGCCUCGGGGAGCAUGCCUUCUGCAGGAAUCCUGAUGGCGACAAGAUGCCGUGGUGCUACACUCUGAGCAAGGGCGCCAUCUCCUGGGAGUACUGCGCAGUGCCCUCCUGCAAGAUGCCAGUGUCGUCUUCUCGUAGGAUGAACACAAACACGCUACCCGAAUUGGGCGACUCGGACAAAUCUGUGGCAGACAAGAAACCAGUGUGCGGGACAAAGCACAAAAAGCGAGUGCCCGGAGCCAGGGGAAGGAUCAUGGGAGGAAACUUGGCUCUGCCGGGGAGCCACCCUUGGAUGGCGGCCAUUUACAUCGGCCAGUCGGACUUUUGCGCCGGGACCUUGAUCGCCUCUUGCUGGGUCAUCUCGGCGGCCCACUGCUUCUUCCGCAACCCCCUGAUGUCACAGCUUCGCGUGGUGCUCGGCCAGCACCACUUCAACGUCAGCGGUCCCGACACGCGCACAUUUGGAGUGGACAAGUACAUCUUUCCUAAACAGUUCUCCGUGUUCAACCCGACACUCCAUGACAUUGUUCUCGUCAAAUUGAAGAAGCAGGAUGGUCACUGUGUGAAGCGGACGCCGUUCAUCAGGCCCAUUUGCCUUCCCGAAAAUGGCGUGGCCUUCCCAGACAACUACUGCUGCUCCAUCAGUGGCUGGGGACACAUGCAUGAGAAAGCAGAUCGUUAUUCUAGCCUGCAGGAGGCGGGCGUGAGACUGAUCCGCCAUGACACCUGCAAGAGGCCAGGGGUGUACGGCAACCACGUCACCGCAGAUAUGAUUUGCGCUGGCCUCAACGGCUGUGUGGACGCUUGCCAGGGGGACUCUGGGGGCCCGCUGGCCUGUGCGAAGGACGACGUCAACUUCCUGUAUGGGAUCAUCAGCUGGGGAGAGGGCUGCGGCCGCUCAGGAAAGCCGGGCGUUUACACUAAAGUUGCCAACUACAUGGACUGGAUCAAUUCUGUGAUCAGACGGAAGGCCAAGAAAACGUGAAAGAAGAUUCGUGACUAGUGUAAAAAUAGGAAUAUUUUUGUUUGGUUGUUAAUUGUUGAUGACCUUUCUCCCACUGUGAAACAAUAAAAGACUGACAAAGUACGAGUAAACAUUUA